AUGCCUCUAAACGACUCCACCAGUUAUCCCCACGGUCACCCGGACUGCGCCAACUACGAUGAGGAUAUUCAACAUCUGAAGGAGAAGGUGGACGCGGGCGCAGAUUUCAUCAUCACGCAGCUGUUCUUCGAGGCCUCAACUUUCAUCAAGUUCUACCAUGACUGCAGGAGGAUUGGGAUUACUGUUCCCAUCAUGCCAGGAAUACUGCCCAUUCAGGGCUACAGGAGUCUGCACAAUCUGACAAAGCUAUCGAAACUGGAGGUUCCUCGAAACAUCAUGGACGCCAUCUUACCCAUCAAAGAUGACGACGCCGCGAUCCAAAAGUUUGGCAUCAGUUUUGCCGUCAACAUGUGCAAAGAGCUACUCAACUCUGGACUGGUGAAUGGUCUACAUUUCUAUACUCUGAAUCGAGAGGUCGCCACUAUUUCAAUCCUUACUGAACUAGGUAUGUGGUGUGAUGACCCGCUGUCACUGAAGACGUUGCCAUGGAAAGCUCCAGCCAGUCACAAGAGGUGUACCGAAGACGUCAGACCAAUCUUCUGGGCCCAGAGACCCAAGAGCUACAUACACAGAACCAAAGAAUGGGAUGAUUUUCCCAAUGGAAGAAUGAAGAACCCAGUACAUAUCCUGGUUUUAAUUGCUGACAUCACUUCCUGUCAGGUGACCAGUCUCCCCUGGAAUGACGACGAGCUUGCCAUGGAGACGUCUCUACUGACUCAGCAGCUGGCGGCCAUCAACUGUCGCGGAGUCCUCACGAUCAACAGCCAGCCUGCCGUCAACGGCCGCAGCUCCUCUGAUCCCGUGGUCGGCUGGGGGGAGAAAGGAGGCUUCGUCUAUCAAAAGGCAUAUCUGGAGUUCUUCUGUAGUCCGUCGUUCAUGAGAGCGCUAAUGACGGUCCUGGUGGACUAUCCUCAAGUCAACUACCACAUUGUCAACAGACAGCCUGACUCGAUCCAACAUCCUACAAGUCACAUGCCAUGUCCCACUGUGGAGGAGUGUGGAUGUCGACGACUGUCUUGA
Molecule: messenger RNA, 1020 nt
Organism: Geodia barretti
Lineage: Eukaryota; Metazoa; Porifera; Demospongiae; Tetractinellida; Geodiidae
Source: the annotation of a GenBank genome assembly